AUGGUUUCCGAGAACGCAGCAAGUGAGCUCAAGAUCUUGGCGAGUAAUUUGGAGCUGUAUCUGGAUUCGAAGGGAUUUCAAAACACAUCCCUCGACGAGGUUUAUCUACCUCAAGUCUCUCCUCCGAUGGUGUCGCUGACGAGGGAUAUUUCGCGCAUGAUCGUCAGUGCGGAAGUGCCAACGCUGGCCAAACCUCGUCCCUGUGACUUCAAUGCAGCAGCCACCGGGAGCGGCUUCACUAUGGGUGCAGCAGCUUUCUCCUCAAGUGGCUUCAUGUUUGGUCCAGCAACGCCAAAAUCCCAGCAAGAGAAGACACAAGAACUAGGCGAGUUCGAGCUGCGACUCUUCUUCGCUAUCACGACUCAUGCAGUGGCACCUCUACUCCAUUCGCUCUGCGAUGUGGGCGAUCUCGCUCGACGAAUGCAGGAGUACGUGUUUUGCCACCCGAAGGUGAGUGGCAGCAAGAUCCACGUAUUCUGCGAGAGCACGGCUGGGAAGCGCAAGAAGUACACGAAGUUGGUGAAGCACCUCUCCACAGCUGCCGCUGCGCUUAAGUCCACGCCCAGCUGCGUGUGA
Phytophthora sojae is the source of this 576-nucleotide messenger RNA. RefSeq lists its product as hypothetical. The coding region runs from base 1 to 576 and encodes 191 amino acids. The transcript has 2 exons. The record is from RefSeq and is a predicted model, not a curated record. NCBI's taxonomy places the organism in Eukaryota, Oomycota, Peronosporomycetes, Peronosporales, Peronosporaceae.